This is a messenger RNA of Cercocebus atys (sooty mangabey), 746 nucleotides long. RefSeq lists its product as uncharacterized. The transcript has 2 exons. Lineage: Eukaryota; Metazoa; Chordata; Mammalia; Primates; Cercopithecidae. The record is from RefSeq and is a predicted model, not a curated record. The coding region runs from base 220 to 426 and encodes 68 amino acids.
CAGGCUGCGCGGCCGGGCUGGGACCAGGCGGCGGCUCGCGGAGGCGCUUCUCCGAGCGUGACGUGCGGACUCCGCUCCUCCGCGGCCGGCCCGCCCGCCCGCCCGCCGGUCUAGCCGCCGCCUCCCUCGCUCCGUGAACGCUCCAGGCGAGAGCCAGCGGCCGGGGCGACGCGGCGUGGAGAGGGCGGGCGGGCGGGCUGUGGGAGCGCCGGUCUCUAUAUGGCGGCGGCUCUGUCGGGCCUGGCUGUCCGGCUCUCGCGCUCGGCCGCCGCCCGCUCCUAUGGGGUCUUCUGCAAGGGGCUGACUCGCACGCUGCUCAUCUUCUUCGACCUGGCGUGGCGGCUGCGCAUCAACUUUCCCUACCUCUACAUCGUGGCUUCCAUGAUGCUCAACGUCCGCCUGCAGGUUCAUAUUGAGAUCCAUUGAAGGCCCUCCCGGACUGACGAAGGCGUGACCUCAGGCCCACCGCAUCCAAGAACACGAAGCAUGAGGGACAGAAGGGGGUCCCUCGGCACCUGCCUAGCACAAGUGCAGCAGGCCGGAGGAGGUGACUCGAACAAACUGUCAUACAGCCUUAAGAAAAGAAUGCCGACGGAGGGCCUUUGGCUUGCAGAUGCACCCUCCUGGAUGAAUAAGCCUGUGGUUGAUGGAAAUUCACAGAGUGAGGCAUUAUCACUGGAAAUGAGAAAGGAUCCGAGCGGGGCUGGCCUCUGGCUUCACGGUGGUGGCCCAGUGCUUCCAUACGU